This is a messenger RNA of Paramecium sonneborni, 1733 nucleotides long. The record is from the annotation of a GenBank genome assembly. Lineage: Eukaryota; Ciliophora; Oligohymenophorea; Peniculida; Parameciidae.
AAAAAAGAUAUGUCAUAAUAAAAUUAUGAUAGUGAAUUUUAUUUCGAUAAAGGUAUAAUUGUGAAUAUAUUUGUAGCACUGGGAUUGUAAAAUUUACAAUUUUAUAAUGAAGCUAUCGAUGGCUACACCAGAGCUAUCUCAAUUAACUAACGAUAUGCUGAUGCAUAUGUCAAUCGUGGUAAUACUAAUAUCUUAUAAUUAGGGAGUAUAUAUUAGUAAAUGAAGAAGUAUAACGAGGCUAUUGAAGACUAUUCAAAUGCAAUCGAAAUAGACUCAUAAUAUGGUGACGCAUAUAUCAAUCGUGGUAUUAAAUUGAUUUCUUAUGCAAGGGAGUGCUUAUUAUUAAUUGAAGAAGUAUGACGAAGCAAUAUAAGACUACACGAGUGCAAUAAAAAUUCGCCCAUACUAUUCUGUUACAUAUAGCAAUCGUGGUAUAUUAUUUAAGUCUUAUUAUAAGGGGUUGUUUAUAAAGAAUUACAGAAGUACAACUAAGCAAUAUAAGACUACACAAACGCAAUUAAAAUCGACUAAUAAGAUGCUGAUGCAUAUUAUAAUCGUGGUAGAAUAUUAUAUCUUAUAAUAAGGGAAUGCUUAUUAGCAAUUAUAGAAGUAUAACGAAGCUAUAAACGACUACACAAAGGUAAUCGAAAUUGAUCCAUAAUAUGCUGAUGCAUAUAUCAAUAGAGGUAUAAUAUUAAUAUAAUUUAAUAAGGAAAUACUUAUUAGUAAUUGUAGAAUUAUACCCAAGCCCUCUAAGACUACACGAAAACAAUUGAUAUAGACCCAUCAUAUGUUGAUGCAUAUUAUAACCGGGGUAUAUUAUUAAUAUCUUAUACGAAGGUCAUGCUUAAUAUAAAUUGUAGAAGUAUAACGAAGCUAUAAAAGACUACACGAAUGUAAUCGAAAUUGAUCCAUAAUAUGCUGAUGCAUAUAUCAAUAGAGGUAUUAUCUUAAUAUAAUAUAAUAAGGUAUUUUAUUAAUAUAGUAUAAUAAGGGAAUACUUAUUAGUAAUUGUAGAAUUAUACUGAAGCUGUCUAAGACUACACGAAAACAAUUGAAAUAGAUCCAUCAUAUGUUGAUGCAUAUUAUAACCGAGGUACAACAUUAAUAUCUUAUAUAAAGGACAAGCUUAAUAUAAAUUGUAGAAGUAUAACGAAGCUAUUCAAGACUUCUUGAUUACAAUUUAAAAUAAACCAAAUGAUCCAUUAUCUCAUUCUUAAUUAGGAUUUAUUUAUUAUACUCUUAAAUAAUUUCCAGAAUCUUAAGAGUAUUUAUAAAAAGCUCAAGAUCUUUCAAAAAAUCUAACAUCAAUAGAUUUACAAAGAUUAAACAUUCAUUAAGGGGAUUUAAAGUAUAUUACUGAAAAGAUCAAUAUAUUAAAUGAAAUAGACUAAGAGCUAUAGAAAAUUAAAGAGGAAGUGAUUACCUUACGUAAAAAAUAAGUAAUAUCUUUAGAAGAAGCAUAAAAUUAUAUAUAAAAAAUUGAUAGCUAUGAAGUAAAGAUUUAAACAGCUCUAAGAUAAGAUUAAAAUAGUGACAAUCAUUUAGAUUAAAAAUAAACUCUCGAAAUGUUUUAGGCUCUCAAAUAAUAAAUGUUAGAGGAAUUCAAAUAAUAAAAAUAGGAAACUGAUAAUAAGUUAAUUUAACAAAAUUAAGAUAUUCAAUAAAUAAAACAAUAAGAAAUAUUAAAUUAAGUAGUAGAAAAUGAAGCCUGUACUUGUUAACUCCUUUGA